UUCCCUUGCAGGCCCAGCUGUGAGGACGCUCGGGGCCAGCAUGGCCGAUCCCAGCGAAGGCCCCCGCGCGGGGCCUGGCGAGGUGGCCGAUUGCCCCGGGGAUGAGAGUGGCACCGCCGGUGGGGAGGCCUUCCCCCUCUCUUCGCUGGCCAACCUGUUUGAAGGGGAGGAGGGGUCCCCCUUGCCCUCACCGCCCGAUGCUGCUCGCCCGGUUGCUGCCGCCGCUGCGGGCACAGGCGAUGGGCGACCAAACCUGCGCAUGAAGUUUCAGGGCGCCUUCCGCAAGGGGGUGCCCAACCCCAUUGACCUGCUGGAGUCCACCCUGUACGAGUCCUCGGUGGUGCCCGGGCCCAAGAAAGCGCCCAUGGAUUCGCUCUUUGACUACGGCACCUACCGCCACCACCCCAGUGACAACAAGCGGUGGAGGAGGAAGGUCUUAGAGAAGCAGCCGCAGAGCCCCAAGGCUCCUGCGCCCCAGCCGCCCCCCAUCCUCAAAGUCUUCAACCGGCCCAUCCUCUUCGACAUCGUGUCCCGGGGCUCCACUGUCGACCUGGAUGGGCUGCUCCCCUACUUGCUGACCCACAAGAAGCGCCUGACUGACGAGGAGUUCCGGGAGCCUUCCACGGGGAAGACCUGCCUGCCCACCUUGCUGGACAUCGCCGAGCGCACCGGCAACAUGCGCGAGUUCAUCAACUCGCCCUUCCGGGACAUCUACUACCGAGGCCAGACCGCCCUGCACAUCGCCAUCGAGCGCCGCUGCAAGCACUACGUGGAGCUCCUGGUGGCCCAGGGGGCCGACGUCCACGCCCAGGCGCGGGGGCGCUUCUUCCAGCCCAAGGACGAGGGGGGCUACUUCUACUUUGGUGAGCUGCCCCUGUCGCUGGCUGCCUGCACCAACCAGCCCCACAUCGUCAACUACCUGACAGAGAACCCCCACAAGAAGGCAGACAUGCGGCGGCAGGACUCCCGUGGCAACACCGUGCUGCACGCGCUGGUGGCCAUCGCCGACAACACCCGGGAGAACACCAAGUUCGUCACCAAGAUGUACGACCUCCUGCUGCUCAAGUGUGCCCGCCUCUUCCCCGACAGCAACCUGGAGGCCGUGCUCAACAACGACGGCCUCUCGCCCCUCAUGAUGGCUGCCAAGACGGGCAAGAUCGGGAUCUUUCAGCACAUCAUCCGGCGGGAGGUGACGGAUGAGGACACCAGACACCUGUCCCGCAAGUUCAAGGACUGGGCCUACGGGCCCGUGUAUUCCUCGCUCUACGACCUGUCCUCCCUGGACACGUGUGGGGAAGAGGCCUCGGUGCUGGAGAUCCUGGUGUACAACAGCAAGAUCGAGGUGGGCGCUGGCGGGGGACCGCGGGCUGUGGCUGAGAGCAGGGCGCUCCAGAUCAAAGACUUGUUCAUGAAGAAAUGCCCUGGAGUGAAUUCUCUCUUCAUUGAUGGCUCCUUCCAGCUGCUCUACUUCAUCUACUCCGUGCUGGUGAUUGUCUCAGCGGCCCUCUACCUGGCAGGGAUCGAGGCGUACCUGGCGGUCAUGGUCUUCGCCUUGGUCCUGGGCUGGAUGAACGCCCUUUACUUCACGCGUGGGCUGAAGCUCACAGGGACUUACAGCAUCAUGAUCCAGAAGAUCCUCUUCAAAGACCUGUUCCGCUUCCUGCUGGUCUACUUGCUCUUCAUGAUCGGCUACGCGUCAGCCUCGUGCCGCGACAGCGACACCUUUAGCACCUUCCUGCUGGACCUGUUCAAGCUGACCAUCGGCAUGGGCGACCUGGAGAUGCUGAGCAGCACCAAGUACCCCGCCGUGUUCAUCGUGCUGCUGGUCACCUACAUCAUCCUCACCUUCGUGCUGCUGCUCAACAUGCUCAUCGCCCUCAUGGGGGAGACGGUGGGCCAGGUCUCCAAGGAGAGCAAGCACAGCUGGGAGCUGCAGUGGGCCACCACCAUCCUGGACAUCGAGCGCUCCUUCCCUCCCUUCCUGCGGAAGGCCUUCCGCUCCGGCGAGAUGGUGACCGUGGGCAAGAGCUCGGACGGCACCCCUGACCGCCNGUGGCCCCGCAGGGUGGACGAGGUGAACUGGUCUCACUGGAACCAGAACUUGGGCAUCAUUAACGAGGACCCGGGCAAGAACGAGAGCUACCAGUACUACGGCUUCUCCCACACCAUGGGCCGCCUCCGGAGGGAUCGCUGGUCCUCCGUGGUGCCGCGCGUGGUGGAACUGAACAAAAACUCGAACCCAGACGAGGUGGUGGUGCCUCUGGACCACAUGGGGAACUCCAGCUGCGACGGCCACCAGCAGAGCUACCCCCCUAAAUGGAGGACUGAGGACGCCCCCCUCUAGGGGCUGCAGGCAGAGGCAUGGUUUCCAGCCUGCAGCCACUGCCUUCCCCUCCACCCACCAUGUCCAGUCCACCUGCAUUUCAGCCACAUGUCCUGUUGACCCAGAGGUGAGGGCCAGGCAGAUGCCAGGUUGGCCCUAGGACCCUCUGGCCCCAGGCUCUUGCCCCAGCUCCCCCCUCCCCCCCCCAGGCACAGGGCACCUGGCCGCCUGUCUCACUCCCAUGGAGUCACAUAAGCCAAAGCCGGGCCUCCUGCCCACAGGGGCUCCCCAGCCCCUCAUUAUUUAUUAGUUCUGCUCUCAGGAAAACAGCAUGACACCCCGCCCCCGCCCCCCAAUGGAACCUGGCAGAGGCCUCAGGACCCUGUUCCGGGUCCCAGGUGCACUGCGGGCCCAGCACCCACCCCAUCCUGCAUCCUGGGCUGCACACAGCACAGGAAGCUGCAGUGAGGGGCCUUGCGGGGCGGG
Messenger RNA from Myotis davidii, 2809 nucleotides. RefSeq names its product transient receptor potential cation channel subfamily V member 4 (gene TRPV4). NCBI's taxonomy places the organism in Eukaryota, Metazoa, Chordata, Mammalia, Chiroptera, Vespertilionidae. Bases 41 to 2344 code for a protein of 767 amino acids. The transcript has 15 exons. The record is from RefSeq and is a predicted model, not a curated record. Gene Ontology annotation, biological process: actin filament organization; osmosensory signaling pathway; calcium ion import across plasma membrane. Gene Ontology annotation, molecular function: protein binding; calcium channel activity. Gene Ontology annotation, cellular component: membrane; cilium.